Messenger RNA from Suillus clintonianus, 3771 nucleotides. RefSeq names its product allophanate hydrolase subunit 2-domain-containing protein. The transcript is spliced from 20 exons. Lineage: Eukaryota; Fungi; Basidiomycota; Agaricomycetes; Boletales; Suillaceae. The record is from RefSeq and is a predicted model, not a curated record. Bases 1 to 3771 code for a protein of 1256 amino acids. Gene Ontology annotation, molecular function: ATP binding; metal ion binding.
AUGACACUCAAUAGCGAAUAUGCUAGCCACAAGCUACUCGUUGCAAAUCGAGGGGAGAUCGCUGUCAGAAUCAUUCGAACUGCUCAACGGCUUGGUAUAGCAACACUAGCCAUUUACACCUCGUCAGAUGCCCUCUCCCCUCACGUUGCCAUCGCAGACGAGUCUGCUUAUUUGCAGAACAGCCCCAGCGACCAAGAGCAACCAGGAUCGGAGUCGAAGCUGUAUUUAUCAAGUGCUACUAUCAUCUCGAUAUGCAGGCAGCAUCAGGUUACUAUGGUUCAUCCAGGUUAUGGAUUCCUCUCGGAGAAUGAGGAAUUUGCUUUUUCUGUAGAGGCAGCCGGGAUGAUCUGGCUCGGUCCCCAACCAGACGUCAUUCGGAUCAUGGGUCUAAAACACGAAGCCCGGUAUCUUGCUGCAAAGGCUGGCUUACAACUCGUUCCAGGAUCUCAAGGACUUGUAAAUACUCUCGAUGAGGCGCUAAGCAUAGCAAACACGAUUGGUUUUCCUGUGAUUCUGAAAGCGACAGCUGGAGGAGGUGGCAUGGGCCUUCUUGUUUGUCGAAACGGCAGCGACCUCUCCAAUUCCUUUAUUAGCGCUCAAGAAAGGGCAACUUCAUUAUUUCAAAACGGCGGAGUUUUUAUCGAACGAUACUACCCCGCAGCACGCCAUAUCGAGAUACAGGUGUUCGGUAACGGACUGGGGGAUGUGGUACACAUGGGAGAGAGAGAAUGCAGUGUUCAAAGGAGACAUCAAAAGGUUGUGGAGGAGACCCCGAGCCCGUUCGUCACUGGUCAUCCUGGUCUUCGAGAAGAUAUGUGCGAUGCAGCCGUGAAGCUGUGCAAAGCCAUCAAAUAUGCAUCCGCAGGUACCGUAGAGUUUCUUGUGGACGAUGAGUCGGGGCAGUUUUUCUUCCUUGAAAUGAAUACCCGUAUCCAGGUCGAGCACGCCAUCACAGAGGCCAUACAUCCUGGUCUGGACCUCGUAGAAAUGAUGUUAGCACAAGGAAUCGCACAGCGGUCUGAAGCGAGAGGUCUUGAUCGUACGGCUCAAAGCAUGACGCAAGCUAUUUACGACAAGAACCUCGUCGAGUCUCGCAUCCACGCCAUCGAAACCAGAGUCUACUGUGAAAACCCCUCAGAAGGCUUCAAACCCAGUCCAGGCAUCCUACAGCUCGUAGAAUUCCCCAAAGAGAAUUGGCUUCGUGUUGACAGCUGGGUGUCUACGGGAACAGAAGUGACCCGAUUUUUUGAUCCGUUGAUAUGCAAACUAAUCGUGACUGGUCCAACACGAGAGCAAGCAGUUUCCAGAAUGGCCCAAGUCUUGAAAGCCUGCAAAGUUUUUGGCCCGCCGAACAACCUGGCCUACCUCGCUUCAAUAUGCGAAAGUACUAUUUUCAAGGAAGGGAGGGCCACAACACGAUUUUUGGACAGCUUUGAUUUCUCCCCAAGAGCAUUCACUGUCCUUUCGGCUGGUAUUGAAAUGACUAUCCAAGACCUACCCGGCAGGCAUAUGGGAAUGGGCAUGCCACAAAGCGGCCCCAUGGACUCUCAGGCAUUCAGCGCAGCCAACAUACUUGUUGGCAAUACACCGGAGACGGAGGCGUUAGAGAUCGUCACCCUCCCCGGCGCCGGAUGCAAGCUGAAAUUCCACAGUUUCGCUACAGUAGCCAUAACUGGGAAGCCAGCAACUGUCAAGAUCAACGGAGAAAAUGUAUCAAUGUGGGCUCGCCUUACCAUCUCCGAAAACACGACCCUCGAUAUUGGGGGCCUGCCAGGUCCUGGGUUCAGAGUAUAUCUAGCAAUCAGAGGCGGCUUCCCUGAAGUGCCGCAAUAUCUUGGAUCCAAGUCAACGUCGAUGGGCCUUGGAGGCUAUCAGGGAAGAUCGCUUAGAGUCGGUGACCAGCUGGCUUUAAGUUCGCAAUCAUCAUCCAAGCAAAACGAGAUCGGUUCAGUACCCUUCUUGCUCCCCGAAAACCUCGUUCCGGUUUAUCCUCAAGAUUGGGUUAUCCGAGUCUUGGCUGGACCACACGACGACGCAGAAUUUUUGACCCCCGAAGGAAACGCCAAGUUUUACUCGACGAAGUGGUCCGUUAGUUCAUCAAGUAACAGAAUGGGGAUACGGCUCGAGAGCGAUCAAAGCAUCGAUUGGGCCCGCAGCACUGGUGGCGAAGGCGGCUCUCACCCUAGCAACAUCCUAGAUAAUGGAUACGCGUUAGGGACGAUUAACGUGAACGGAGAUACGCCUGUUAUCUUAACGAACGAAGGACCAGACAUGGGUGGAUAUGUCUGCCUGUGCACCGUUGCGACUGCAGAAAUGUGGAAACUAGGGCAAUUGAGCCCCGGUAGUACUGUGACGUUCCGCAAGAUUUCAUGGCAGGAUGCACAAGCUUGCAGGAAAGAUCGACUCAGAUGGAUCGAGGCCGUUCAGGCCGCUGUCGCUGGACCCCAACCACCGACGAGCUUCACAGACGGUGCUUUGGAAGGUAGGGAAUUGUCCGGAAUCCUGCACAGAAAUGAGUGGUUUCCAGGAAGUCCAAGACCUGCUGUAACGUUUCGGCAGGCUGGCGACUCUGCUAUUCUUGUAGAAUAUGGCGAGAUGCAUCUAGAUUUCGUUCUUCGAGCGCGCGUACACGCGCUGGAAUCGGAGGUGCGCAAGAGGUGCAUCAAAGGCAUAUGGGCGUUUUCUCCAUGCAUUCGCUCCACGAUGUGUCGUUAUGAUCCCUCGGUGAUCCCCCAAGCAGACGUGCUCGCCGUUCUAAUGAGCGCAGAGCGCUCAUUGCCAGAUUCUGCAUCAAACCUUCAGUUCCCCGGGCGCAAGAUUACGUUCCCGAUCGUACUCGACGAUCAGUGGAAUCGCGAUGCAUUGCAACGAUACAUGCGGACGACCAGAAAUAGCGCGGUUUAUUUGCCCAGCAAUAUUGAUUACCUCGCGCGAAAUAAUGGGCUGGAGGGCGGUGUCGACGAGGCGCUUCAGAAAUUGAUGGAUUCUGCUUGGCUUGUUUUUGGCGUCGGAUUUUAUCUAGCCUGCCCAUUCUUGGUUCCGAUCGACCCGCGAUGCCGUCUGGUCGGGCAGAAAAUGAACCCUUCACGGACAUAUACUCCUAGUGGAGCGGUGGGCAUUGCUGGUCCCGUGGCGGCCAUCUAUCCGGUCGUCUCACCAGGUGGAUACCAGCUAUUUGGGCGCACGCUUCCUGCUUGGCAAACCUGGGGAAAGGGGCCCGAUUUUGCCUCCGAUCGGCCGUGGCUGCUCCAGCCUUUUGACCAGGUCCUCUUCGAACCCGUUAUCGAGGAACGUUAUCUCGAGAUUGAACGAGAAUUCAAUGCCGGACGGUACAAAUUCAAGAUCGAACCAGCGGUCUUUUCCAUGGCGGCGUACCUCACAUUCAUUGACAGCAUAGAGCAAGAGAUCACAGAGUUCAAGCGAAAACAGGCAGAAGGAACAGCAAGAGAGGAAGCACGUGAGACUGAACUGUUGCGCGAAUGGCAAGCGGCGAAAGCCUCGCCUACGGUAUUGGUGGAUGACAUAGACGUUGGACCUGGUAGCACGAGCGUCGCUUCGUCCAUAUCAUCGUCUGUUUGGAAGAUCAAAUGCCAGCCUGGCGACGUCAUACAAUCUGCCGAUGAAGUUUUGAUCAUCCUCGAAGCGAUGAAGACCGAGAUCAAUAUUCUUGCAGGAGAAGAAAAUAUUGGAAAGGUGGUGAAAAGCCUGGGUAAAGGGAUCAGGGAAGGAGCAAGUGUCCAAGCGGGAGACGUUCUCGCGUGGUUCGAAUAG